This is a messenger RNA of Pseudomyrmex gracilis, 3197 nucleotides long. RefSeq names its product trichohyalin. The record is from RefSeq and is a predicted model, not a curated record. The transcript has 12 exons. Gene Ontology annotation, molecular function: microtubule binding. NCBI's taxonomy places the organism in Eukaryota, Metazoa, Arthropoda, Insecta, Hymenoptera, Formicidae. Gene Ontology annotation, biological process: cilium assembly. The coding region runs from base 621 to 3179 and encodes 852 amino acids. Gene Ontology annotation, cellular component: cilium; microtubule.
UUAGGUAAAGCGUGCAGCAAAUAUUGGUUCCUACCGCAGUCUCGCGUAAAUAUUGACGAGGAGUCGUACGGGACCAUCCGGAGAAUCGGACAACCGUCUUCCGUAGAAGACUGUCGCGGAACUUCACUGUUGAGAAAGUAACAAGAAAAACGUACACUUCCGUAUUUUUAUUCGCGAAACCCGGAUAAAAGACUACACGUGACAGACCAGUUGAUAAUCAAAAAGUAGGUCGUACUAAAUUGUUACAAGAGUUGAUUUACUUGAAGAGUUCUAAGAAUGUCGGUCCUGUUCCGCCAAGUUCUUCCAAGAAUUUGAUAAACAAAAAAGUACAUUUUGAAGGAUGAUAUGUUAAAGAAUUUUGAUAACAAAAUAGCGGUAUCCCGAAAAAAGAGAUGUUUUGGAAAAUAAAAGUUCAAAUGAGACAUUCGGUCUUGCGCUAAAUGUUAUUCGUGGGAAUUUCCGCUGAUGGUUGCUGAUUCCCGAAUAGGUAGGCAAUCGAGAAACACAAUGAAGAUGGGUAAGGGUUUAGUUUAGGACCUUCUUUUGCCUUUUUUGAUCGUCCGUCGUUGUUGUCGCGCGUUGUCCGGUACGUGAUCUUCUCGCGGGAAUCGCGUGCGAGGAUGACCGGAAGAACAUCGCUGGUGGAACAGAAAAGACUUCAGUGGGCAAAGGAAAGAGAAGAAAUGGCUCGUCUUGGAAUUAAUUGGGGACCUCUAAAAUCAAAUAACAACUACCGCACCCAUAUUCGUACUUACUCAAACGACGCCAGACUGUCCUUGGGGGAAAUAAAGGAAAAACCUUCCGUGCAACCCUUCCGUGCAACCGGACAUUACGGAAGCACCGUCAGUUUGAAAAGUCUGGCGACGGAAAGUUCCGGAAACGGCAAUACCAAUCUUAAAUGCCUUGAUUACAACGGCGGCAGUUUAAUAAAUCUGCGAAAUCAGGCGAAUCCAUUGCAAAUCAGACGAAGGAGUCCCAGUUUGCCGCCUAUUUUUAGCAAAGAGCAACAGCAGUACUUGUGCCAGUUGGAACAACAGCGUGACCUCGGCGUGGAUGGCUCGCAUUACCAGCCGCAUAGAUCGCAAAAACAGGAAUAUCAACGUCAUCGGUCUAACGAGCGUCGCGAUAAUCAAAAGGAGUCUCAUCAUUACGGCUCACCGGGCGAGGAACGCGAGGGCGAAACUUCCGGCUACGCUAGCGAUUCCGCGGACGUACCGCAGGCGGGACGAAGAUCUUUGGCUGAUGGAAAAGCAACAGUCAGAAUGGAAAUGACGGAGAAAAUGUGGCAGAAUCCUUACUGCACCACCCCGGAAAGUUCACUGCCGCCCUCGAGAAGGAUCUCGCCCGGUAGAAUUUGCGAACUCAACAGGCCGAGGUGGGGCAGUAUCUAUCAAGACGCGGCGAGAGACGAUCCACCGCCGCCUUCCUGGUUAUCAAGAUUAGGACAUUCGAGUCAAGUUCUGGUGAUCAAUCAUGAUAGCGCGAGCAGUCCGGAUAGUUCGACGACCGGUUCAACGGGCUCCGAUACGAACAAAGUGUCCUAUCUUCGAGGUCAGAACAUUCCGACGGACGCGAAUAUCCUUCAAGAACGAGAGGCGAGACGACAGAAGGCGUUAGAGCUACAGAACGCCAUUAAGCAGCAGCUCGAAGAGAAGGACAGGCAGAGGAAGGAAGAAAAAGAGCGGCGGAUGAGGGAAGAAAAAUUGGAAGAUGAACGUAUCAGACGCGAACAAGAGAGAGAAAAAGAAAGAUUCGAAGAAGAGCAGCGACUGUUGCGCGAGAAAGAAGCGGCGAAGCUGAAGAAGGCGCAGGCGAUGCGUGAGGUGUUGGAAGCUGCAGAGAGACUGGCAAAGGAAGAGAAGAAAAUUCGGCGGAAACGAGAGGAACACGCGGACGAAAAUGCCGACGUAAUAACGCGGUCUUCUGCUGAAUCUAACGCAAUUGCGAACGGCAUACGCGAAGAACAGAACUGUUCGCAAUCGCAAAGCUCGAGUUCAAUCGUCAACCAUACUCCCGAGCAGAUCGUCAACUAUACUCCCAGCCCGAAAGACGUUAAAAAAAUCGACAACCAACGAGAAAGCGAGAACGACAAGAAUUCGAAGGAAAUCUGCACAAGUCCGCGAUCCACUCGAUUGAACAAGUCCGAGGAAAAUACGUUAGAUCUGAAUCUGAAGUCCCUUCAAGUUCCCGUGAGCAAGGACGUGGCGAUCGUGUUGAGCGGCAGGCUGGAGGAUCCGGAUAUUCUGAGCAGAGCCAAUCUGCAGCUGGUGAACUUGGUGAUGACGCCGAGCCCGCGCAGAUUCGCGGAGAACACGGCGGAUUAUUUGUCUCUGGGUCUGAACACGAUUCUGAGGAAGAACGGAAGCGCCAGGAAUUCUUCCAGAAAAUCUUUGAGAGACACCGCGUCGGUCGUCGUGGAGAACAGACUGUUGACGCCGAGCAAGUACAGAACACCGGCCGGACGUGACUUCGGCACGCAGACCGACGUGGAAUCUGAUCUUCAGGAGCUGCGCGAUAAGUUGCAGGAUCAAUCGAUCAGGGAAGAAGACACCACGAAGGACAGAAAGGACACGACAAACGCCAGCCGAAAAAACGUUGAAAAGUCUACCAACAACGUGGGCGAGGAAAUCUCUAUGAAGACACUUUCGCGAUCCAAAUCGCAGCCCAGAAAUACGCUCGAUACCAGACCGCGAUGGAAUGCCAAUCGUCCAGGUACGCGAUAUCGAACGCAAAGUGAAAAAGAUCCGCACUAUCAGAGACGAUUGCGACUGAGAAGACGCCAGGUUGAGUCCAGCGAUGAAGGAUCCAGAUCACCGUCGCCCGAUAGGCGAAAAUCGAAUAAUGGAAAAUCGAAGAAUCGAAAUGCAAUCAGACGUAAAGUGAAACUCGAGAAUUACGACGCCGAUUUGUCAAUGGACAGCCUGAAUUCCGUCGUUCCUCUGCGAAUCGACAAAAACGGAAAGAUUAAUAUCGAGGAUCGUUCCGAUAAAAUACCGAGUAAUACUUGUAAUGAUAAGACGAGUCACGCAAAACGAUCCGAAACUGAUACCUCUAAUGUCUGGUGCGGGCAAGAGAUUUUAUCUCAAUUGUCGUCGUUGAAAAGCGGACUUUUGAUGAAGCAGGUCGAGUGGGACUCCGAGCGAUGUUUGGUCUCGCCGGCCGCGUCCGAAAUCUUUUAACACACCGAGACUUUUCUA